AUGGCUGACCUUCUCCUUGAUCUUCUCGACACCUGGCCCGCCCCCGGAGUCGACGCCAACUCGACACCACGGCCAACCAAGCUUGCUUAUUUGUCCCAUCUUGCUGAUCAAAGCUCGGCGGCUCUGACAUCGUCCGAGCCUCAAUCUUUGGCUCAGUCAUCACAAUCACUUCUCCUCUCAUUACAAGGCGUCUCGAAGCGCUCUCACAAAUCAGUCAUCGACUCAGCCUCACAUCAUGCUAGCUUAACCCGCGCCUUGCCUACCUUGGUCGCGGAUACCACCGACCUACGCAAUGCGAUACCCAAGCUUGACGCGGAAGCUUUGCGCUUUUCUACAACUUACAGCAAAUCCGGCGAAAAUGAGGACCUGGCCGAAAGAAAACGUGCGUUGCUUCUAUUGCGCAACGUUGAGCGCCUCGUUGACGUUCUUGAACUCCCUACACUCCUUUCCUCGGCCAUCAAUAUCAUCCCUGCCAACUACGCCUCCGCCCUUGACCUCAAUGCCCAUAUCAGGAGGCUUCACGGUCUAUACCCGGACUCUCCGCUAGUCGCUCUAGUCUCUCGCCAGGCCGAUGAAGCCAUCGUCAAGAUGACGGCCGAUCUUAUCACGGCCCUCAAGUCCCCGGGGCUCAAGUUGGCAGCGUCACUCCGCACUGUCAGCUGGCUAAGAAGAGUACUUCCUGAUCUAUCUUCGAUGACUUCCGCAAGCCGCGAAUCUCAGGAGCAUACCCUCUCCCUGCUAUUUCUUUGCUGCCGCGUAGCCACCUUGGACGCGACUCUGGGAGCUCUACAGCCCCUCCGUGAAUUGGCCGAUGAGGAGCGGCACAGGCAGCAAGGUGCUAGCAACCAGUCUUGGUCCGGAGGUCAGCAGACAGAAAAGUACCUCAAACGGUAUGUCGAGAUCUUUCGUGAGCAAAGCUUCGGGGUCGUCUCCAUGUUCAGGAGUAUCUUCCCCACUACAGGCCAUCAGGCCAGCCGACCCAACACCGACACACAAGAUCCUCUCCAGCCCCUGCCGUCGACGUUGUCGACGUUCCCACUCCAUCUCAUUGAGAUGCUCCUCGAGACUUUGGGAAAAUACCUCCCCACGGUUAAGGACCAGGUCGCGAGAGACAGCAUUCUGACGCAGGUGUUAUACUGCUCAGGCAGUUUGGGUAGGCUUGGUGGCGAUUUCGGCACGCUGCUAGCUGGGCUCGGCGAGGAAGGCGAGGGAGUAACAAAACAAUCCGAAUGGGUCGACAUAGUCAAGCGACACCGGCUGCUGUCAGGGCGCCUUGAGUCGGUCAUUGGUGAUUACAGGUCAGCUGGGGUGAAAGGAUGA
This is a messenger RNA of Colletotrichum destructivum, 1320 nucleotides long. RefSeq names its product Putative oligomeric Golgi complex subunit 8 protein. NCBI's taxonomy places the organism in Eukaryota, Fungi, Ascomycota, Sordariomycetes, Glomerellales, Glomerellaceae. The record is from RefSeq and is a predicted model, not a curated record. Bases 1 to 1320 code for a protein of 439 amino acids. Gene Ontology annotation, biological process: cytoplasm to vacuole targeting by the Cvt pathway; intra-Golgi vesicle-mediated transport. Gene Ontology annotation, cellular component: COG complex. The transcript has a single exon.